Silurus meridionalis is the source of this 1214-nucleotide messenger RNA. RefSeq names its product RAD9-HUS1-RAD1 interacting nuclear orphan 1 (gene rhno1). The coding region runs from base 6 to 833 and encodes 275 amino acids. Gene Ontology annotation, cellular component: nucleus; chromosome. NCBI's taxonomy places the organism in Eukaryota, Metazoa, Chordata, Actinopteri, Siluriformes, Siluridae. The record is from RefSeq and is a predicted model, not a curated record. The transcript has 2 exons. Gene Ontology annotation, biological process: DNA damage checkpoint signaling; cellular response to ionizing radiation; recombinational repair.
GUCUGAUGCCUCGCGCCACGCGGAAACGGAAUUCCCUGAAUCCACGCAAGUCUCAGCUGCGGUUCGUGGAACAACCAAGAAACGGAUCGAGACAUGACUAUGGAGCACAUCUGCGAAGCGCAAUCAACCCGAAGAUCUCCGUGUCACAUACAUCACGGCAAGGAGUCCCAGGGGAUUCGUGGGUCUCUCCUCAGUUUACCUCCCUGGAGGACACUUCCGUCAGAUGUGGUGGACGACGUAGGAAGAAGACGACAAGCAAUCAUCAUCACCACGCGAGCACCUCGAACAAAACGGCGCUUUCCAUUCAAGCCAGAAGACCAACUGUUUGCAAAUACCCGGCUCUGCUGUUCGAAACGCCCAGGUGUCCAAGAAAAAGCAUCACGGCACAUGUGAGAGAUUUUUCAGAAGUCAGACCUUCUCGAAGUCACGAGGACGGCAUGGUUCCUCGAUUGAACCGCGACGAUGUUCCUGAUACUACACCAGGAGCUGAAAUACGCCCCGAACCCAAUAUGUCUGGAAAUCUGACGACUCCUAGGUCUGAUCCGGGACGUGCCUCCAGCAGCACUCUCGCUCCUCCUCAUAUAGAGACUCCGGAAAUGUCACGCUCCCAACCUGCCGCUUCAUCGUCGCUUCUCGGCCUCCUGUUUUCCACAAAUCAACCAAGAACUCCUCCGAGAACGGAGAGCUUGUUGGUAAGGGACACGCCAGAGAACGACUAUGGCCUGAAAGUGACCUGGAGAAGGAGGAAAAAGCUGAUGAGGUUACUCACCGAGCGAGGGCAGCUCCUGCAUGCUGACGUCCUGAUCAACAACCGCUGGCCAGAGAUUGUGUGAACGGGGGAUAAUGACUGUAACUAGACGAUUUGGGCAAAAGUUUGUGGACACCUGAUUUGUUCGCAUAUGACUUUUUCCAAACAUAUAGUCCAUACUUUGUUAUAUAACCUCCAGUCUUCUGGAAAGAUGAUCUAGUAGAUUUCAAGCACUCAAGACUUUCCAAACUAUGCAUAUCUAAAGCAUAUAUAACUAUGCAUAUCUUCAUGGAACCACCACAUACAAAAACGUCCUACACUAUACAUGUGUGUGCCUCCAACUUGUCAAAGAUCUGCACAGUAUGGCUGGAGAAAAUUGGGUGUCCUAUUUCUUUUGGCCAUCUUGCAUAUUAAUAUAUAUAUAUAUAUAUAUAUAUAUAUAUAUAUAUAUAUAUAUAUAUAUAUA